Molecule: messenger RNA, 780 nt
Organism: Lichtheimia ornata
Lineage: Eukaryota; Fungi; Mucoromycota; Mucoromycetes; Mucorales; Lichtheimiaceae
Exons: 2
Coding region: 1-780 (259 amino acids)
Biological process (GO): endoplasmic reticulum to Golgi vesicle-mediated transport; vesicle fusion with Golgi apparatus
Cellular component (GO): membrane; trans-Golgi network
Source: RefSeq, a predicted model, not a curated record
AUGACCAGUCGUCCUAUUCAAGCGGUUAUCUUUAACAAUCCUGGCUCAGACGUAGUGGAAGCAUCAUCCAGUUACCACCAUCAUGUGUAUGACACCAUCAAUAAGGGAGGAGUAGAUGGGCUCGAAUUCUAUACAUCACCAUACAAUGAACCUUAUCGGCGUUCCCCGUCCUCGUAUAUACCACCACCGCCACCAUCGCCUCCUUCAUCGUCUGCCAAUAUCGACUCGUCGUUUUGGAGUGCAUUUGGUACAGGUGGGUUUGCUGAUGAGCCACCUUUAUGCGAAGAAUUGGGUAUUAACUUUGAUCAUAUCAUUGCCAAGAGUCUAGUAGUAUUAAAUCCGAUACAACGAAAACUACCACCGGGAUUAGUCAAUGAUGGGGAUAUGGCAGGACCAUUGUUGUACCUCUUUGUGCUUGGUAUAUCACUCAUGCUGUCGGGCAAGAUGCAUUUCGGCUAUAUUUAUGGCGUUGGCGUGUUGGGUGUCUUGACGAUCAUGUUACUUUUCAAUCUGAUGAGCGACAAGGGAAUUGAUGGAUCUCGUACAGCUAGCGUGCUUGGAUACUGUUUAUUGCCUAUGGUGCUCCUCAGUGCAUAUACCAUCAUUUUUCCACUUACCGGCUUGUUAGGUUUCUUCUUAACGAUGCUUGCCAUUGUUUGGUGCACACACACAAGUUCGGAUAUGUUCAUUGCCAUGUUGUAUAUGGAGGAUCAACGUUUCCUAGUCAUGUAUCCAAUAGCUCUCUUUUACGCAAGUUUCGCACUGAUGACUGUUUAUUAA